AUGGGGUACGAAUGGGAUGAUAAGAAGGACCUCCUCCACAGGUAUUACAUCAAGGAGCGAAUCCCUCUCGACAAAAUCAUGAUAAUCAUGAAAAGAGACUAUGAUUUUGGACCAAGCAAGCGUACCUAUCAGAGUCAAUUCAAACGGUGGGAUUUCCCCACGAAGCAUAACCCUGCGAAGAAGAACGUGAACCUCGUCGCCCGAAUUAAGGAGCUGUGGGAAUCCAGCCACACCCAGCAAGAAAUGCACGAAAUAUUAAUCAGUGAGGGUUUCAGCAUCAGCUUGCGAGAGUUGAAUCGCGUCCGCACCGCCAACCGCUGGCUACUACGCGUUCCCAAUGGAAAGAGAAUCCCAGAAAUUGCUGUUGCAAGCACGACGAACCCCGAGGAUGAGCCAAUUUUGGCGCUCCAACAGGAGGUUUACCUGAACCAGGGCUUUGAGCCAGUGGGUUCCGUCCCGACAGGCUCGGCGACGCCGACUGGGGAGAACCCAUCGUUACCGGGGCCGUCAUCGGUCAUGCAGCAGCAAGAUAUGGAUCAAAUCCAACGUAGGGACCAGCAGCGUCUGGAUCAAAUGAGAAAUGAUAGUGACGCGAAAUUGAGUCGAGGAAAGCGUCGCCGUCACACUCGUGCUUAUGCUGGCAUACCCGCCGACCCUCCUGGAUCUCCGCGUUAUCCGUCUGAACUAACCCUUGCGGAUAGCAAGAUCUAUCUCGAACUGGAUGGCCGUCUGUAUCGUGAGAUCAGAUCAGAAUUCGUCCGAAUCUGUACAGCAACAAAUAUCAUUAAGAAAAUGCCUGCCUGUGCUGCGGAAACGUGGGAUCCAGCCAAGCGUAAGUUGAUCGAAAGGUUUCCACACUUGCAGCAGAUCUUGUCUGAACACAAAGAUCAUGACAAGAGAGCUCAAUCGCUGGACGUCAUUUGCAUCGAUGUAACAAAACGCAUGAGAACAAGUGACCGUAUGACCUUGGUCGAUGCCAAAAAAAUCAUCGGAAUCAAUCCGGAGGAAACCCGCUGCGCUCGCGAUGAGUUUUAUAAACUUCUUGUGGAGAGGAAAUACACCAUGAAGCUCCAAUCUGGCAUCGAGGAAUGGAAUGCCAUCCAAAAUCAUUGGAUGAACAUCUCGCCGAUAAUCCAACGAGUUCUCGAAUUGGGAGAUGCCGACCCCAAAAUCAAAAUCAAGAGGAAGGCCCUUGAUUUGGUCUGUAACGAUGUGCUGAAGCGUUAUCACGCUGACAGAUUGGGGAAUGUUCGCAAGAAACCGCGCACCGCCCUUGAUGAUGAGAUCAGCACCCUGGCAUCGCAGGCCCUUGCAAGCGCUCCCAUUGCCGACAGUGUCAUCGAUGACACGCAGAUCGAUCCAUCCCUGCUACAAACCGGCGCCCCAUAUGGCUACAGUCAACUGCCUGACCGCACCCCUGCUGGAACGCAGUACAACGUUGUUGUGCAGGUCAAAGGCCAUAACUUCGAAUGGUUGGAAGACGUUGCCGCUUUCAAUUUUCAACAACUCGUGGAGUCGGCAAACAGUCGAGUCGGUCCCGACAAUAUCGUCGCCGUAGUCGAGGGCCUUGAUCAGAUUGAUGGUUGCAAUGAUCAGCUCUGUCCUAUUACAUGCGAUACUGACUUGGGUGGAUAUGUUCGGUAUGUGGAUUCGGAGAACAAGGAUGCUCGACUGAUCGUGACAGUGCGCCACGUCUAA
Molecule: messenger RNA, 1698 nt
Organism: Penicillium taxi
Lineage: Eukaryota; Fungi; Ascomycota; Eurotiomycetes; Eurotiales; Aspergillaceae
Product: Clr5 domain-containing protein
Exons: 2
Coding region: 1-1698 (565 amino acids)
Source: RefSeq, a predicted model, not a curated record